Menidia menidia (Atlantic silverside) is the source of this 2979-nucleotide messenger RNA. The record is from the annotation of a GenBank genome assembly. NCBI's taxonomy places the organism in Eukaryota, Metazoa, Chordata, Actinopteri, Atheriniformes, Atherinopsidae.
CUCACUUCCUGGUUGAAGAUGGCGGAUGAGAAUGAGACAGCACCGUUGCCGGAGAAAGAAGAUGUAGAGGACCACGGGCACUGUAGCGACUGUGAAAAUGAAGAGCACCAAUUUGACGAUGGUGACAGAGGUCUGGGUGAUGAAACUGGCGCCAAGAAGAAGAAAAAGAAGCAGAAAAAGAAAAAGAAAUCUGGUGCCCCAGAAGCAGCUCAGGACCCACUUGCCAAGGUGAAUUCUUUGCCAGCUGAUAAGCUACAGGAGAUCCAGAAGGCUAUUGAACUCUUUUCAGUUGGCCAAGGUCCAGCCAAAACCAUGGAAGAGGCGAGUCGGAGGAGCUACCAGUUCUGGGACACACAACCUGUGCCCAAGCUGGGCGAGACGGUGACAUCACAUGGCUCAAUUGAACCUGACAAAGACCAAAUCAGAGAGGAGCCUUACAGCCUCCCACAGGGCUUCAGCUGGGACACCCUGGACCUGGGGGACUCUGCCGUGCUCAAGGAGCUUUACACUCUUCUCAAUGAGAACUAUGUGGAAGAUGACGACAACAUGUUCAGAUUUGACUACUCCCCUGAGUUCCUGCUCUGGGCCCUGCGGCCUCCCGGCUGGCUGCCUCAGUGGCACUGUGGAGUGAGGGUGAACUCCAACCAGAAGCUGGUGGGGUUCAUCAGUGCCAUUCCAGCCACCAUCCGCAUCUAUGACGUAGAAAAGAAAAUGGUUGAGAUCAACUUCCUCUGCGUUCACAAAAAGCUUCGUGCCAAGCGGGUAGCUCCAGUUCUGAUCAGAGAGAUUACCAGACGUGUCAACCUGCAGGGCAUCUUCCAGGCCGUGUACACUGCCGGUGUGGUGCUGCCCAAACCUGUGGGAACAUGCAGGUACUGGCACCGCUCUCUGAACCCACGAAAGUUAAUCGAGGUGAAGUUCUCUCACCUGAGCAGGAACAUGACUAUGCAGCGCACCAUGAAACUGUACCGCCUGCCUGAGGCCCCAAAGACUUCUGGUCUGCGACCGAUGACGAAGAAGGAUGUGCCGGUGGUGCAUCGCCUCCUCCGCGAGUACCUGAGUCAGUUCAACCUGGUGCCUGUCAUGAACCAGGAGGAAGUGGAGCACUGGCUGUUGCCCCGGGAGAACAUCAUCGACACUUACCUGGUUGAGAAUGCAGGUAAAGUGACGGACUUCCUCAGUUUCUAUACACUGCCAUCUACCAUUAUGAAUCACCCCGUGCACCGCAGUCUAAAGGCAGCUUACUCCUUCUACAACGUGCACACCACCACCCCCCUGCUCGACCUGAUGUCUGACGCCCUCAUCAUGGCCAAAUCUAAAGGGUUUGAUGUCUUUAAUGCACUGGAUCUAAUGGAAAACAAGACUUUCUUGGAGAAGCUGAAGUUUGGCAUCGGUGAUGGAAAUCUACAGUAUUAUCUGUACAAUUGGAAGUGUCCCAGCAUGGGGUCAGAAAAGGUUGGGUUGGUGCUGCAGUGACAGCCCUUUUAAUGCCAUAAGCACGUGUCACCACCAGGCCAGGAGACCGCACCGUGGACUGAUGACUUCCUGCUGUAGGAGAGGAAACACACCGCCCAUUUUUACUUUCUGACCUUUCGAACUUUGACCUGCACUACAGCUGCCAGGGAGGGAGGCGGGAGAGGCCUCGGCUCCUCCCCCCGCCUCCCUCAAUCACGUGGACCUUAAGCCAUUGUAGUUACCAUCUCAAGCAACUGCAUUUCAUCUGAACGCUGCCUCGACUGUAUCAAACGUGCAUACACACAAUAGCAGUUUGCACAGAUUACUCCAAAUGCUCGCUGUUGGUCUCUUACCUGCAAACUACAGAACGUGUAAAUAAUGUCAGACCUAAUGCGGAUUCUGCCCUAACACGUGCAGACUAGAACCUACUGUUUUAUUUUAUUCAUUCAUGUUGGAAGUGAUUUUUUUGCAAUUAAAAUAAAAAUGGUCAUUCUUAAGUUUUAGAGAAAAAGAAUAAAAACGAGCAAAAAAUAUUUCAAAGAGUGAAGACGCUCAAAGGAAUGAGGUAAUAAAUACCAAAAGUGAACAGAGGGUAAGGGCUUUAUGUAAGGAGUUUCUUGUUAUGCUUGUAUCCUCCCCCCACCUCCAAAGUCCCUCUUUGAUCCAGCUGUCAUGGAGGUGAUUCAACUGCCUGAAGUUAAUGCCAGAGUUGACAUCCACCCUCUUCAGCUCCACUCAUCUGCAUUAACUUUGAGGACCCCCACCCCCCCCUAACUUCAGCUAACUGCACUAACAAACCAAACCCUCAAUCACAGACUAAUGGAUCAGCUCAGUUGGAGGCAAAAGUCAAUCAUUAUCGAUCAGAACGAACUGUUUCAGAGAGGCGGAGGGCAUUCUGAGAGUUUGUUCAACACGUCUGUCAGCAGGGAUGAAAUUUAAGGUGCCUCGUGGCUUAAAUGUGCCCGGUUGCAACAUCCACCGUUCCGAUGCCACGGACUCUGACAUGUGCUCAAAGAAAACCUGAUGGGUGUUGGAACAUUGUAAAGAAACUGAAAAUCCCAAUUUUCUGAGCUUAUCAUUGGAGAUGAGGAAUAAAAAGACUGAAAUUGUAUUUACUAAAUGCAACUAACUACAAUAAUAAGAAAGAAGCCGCUUGUUUGCAUGCACAUCAUGCUGAUUUUUUUUUUCACAGAGAAAAUGCGUUUUACCUGCAUUAUUUAGGACAUAACAAAUGAGCACUCUGUAGGAUCACGCAGGCUGUCAGACAAAGUGGGAGAGGUUUCACGGUGGAUGUUGGAGUUGGGCCCAUGAGCGGCAGUCUGGACUUGCAAACGUGCAGGUUGGGUGAUGAUGACUGGGGAGAAAACCCCAAUUAAAGUGUUUCUUAUGUAAAAUGGUUCAGUUUUCGAACUGUUUUUUUUUUCUUAAGGAGAAAAAGUGGUUUUUAUGGUGUUAUGAUGCAGGAAAUGAAUGUCAAGAUGCAGGUGUUUGUUUUUUUGAGAAAAAAAAUAAAUGAAAUCUAGA